AUGGCUAAACUCCUGGUUAUUGAAGAUCCAGCUUCCUGGGUAAAUAUCCACCACCUGGAGUACACAGAUGGAGGAAUCCUGGACCCAGAUGAUGUGCUGGCAGAUGUUGUGGAAGACAAAGAUAAGCUGAUUGCUGUUUAUGAUGAACAAGAAGCUCCCCRUAAGACUGAUGGCACCAAUGGCAAUUUGACAGACAGAAAUAGCCCAGACUCUUUUGAGACAGAGGUAGCGACUCAGCUGGCUGCCUUUCAGCCCAUUGGUGAGAUUGAGGUGACUCCUUCUGCCUUAAAACUGGGCACACCACUUCUGGUACGGAGGAGCAGUGAUCCAGCUUUGGGUGCACCUGCUGAUUUCCCAARUGCUUCUCACCCCAGUGACCACAGUCUCAAGCAUGUUGUGGCAGGUACUUCCCAGGCRUCCUUUCAGGAUGGGGAGAUGAACGUCACUAGACCCACAGAGCUGCUCUUGGCUCAGAGGGCCCGGUUCCCUAGCAGUGAAAUGACAAAAACAGUGGAGAUUUCUGGGGAAGGUGGACCCUUGGGAAUACAUGUAGUGCCAUUUUUUUCAUCCUUGAGUGGAAGGAUGCUGGGACUCUUCAUCCGUGGUAUUGARGAAAACAGCAGAUCGAGGCGUGAUGGUCUUUUCUAUGAAAAUGAAUGCAUUGUGAAGAUAAACCAUGUGGACCUUACAGAUAAAACCUUUGUACAGGCUCAGGAYAUCUUCCGUCAGGCAAUGAAAUUUCAAAGUGUCAUCUUGGAAGUCCUUCCUCCAUAUAAUCGGGAAAAAUAUGAGAAGUCUGCUAUUGCUCCUCUUUGUAUUCUGAAUAAUGAAGAAGGAGUGACAAAAACAAAAAUUCCACCUCCUCUUCAUCCAAAACCUGCUGUGAAAAUGAUUAAUCUUUCUGGAGCAAGCUUGGAGUCAGGUGUACAGGGAACACUGCAACAAGCUAAGAGCCCCAACCUCCCACGACUGGGUAGAAAGCCAUCUUCUCCCUCACUGUCUCCCCUUAUGGGCUUUGGCAAUAAGAAAAAUGCAAAGAAAAUAAAGAUAGACCUCAAAAAAGGUCCAGAAGGACUUGGUUUCACCGUUGUUACCAGAGACUCUUCAGUGCAUGGUCCUGGUCCAAUCUUUGUGAAGAAUAUUUUACCAAAAGGUGCAGCAGUAAAAGAUGGUCGUUUGCAGUCAGGAGACAGAAUCCUGGAGGUGAAUGGACGGGACAUCACSGGCAGGACCCAGGAAGAGCUUGUAGCUAUGCUGAGGAGCACAAAGCAAGGGGAAACAGUCUGUCUGAUUGUGGCUCGUCAGGAGGAGGCCUUUCUACCUCGAGAGCUGAAAGGAGAGCCAAACUGCAGUAUUUUUUCUCCAGAAACCACAGAGCAGCUGACCUUUGAGAUUCCUCUGAAUGAUUCUGGCUCUGCUGGACUUGGUGUGAGCUUGAAAGGCAACAAAUCUCGGGAGACUGGAGCUGAUCUUGGGAUUUUCAUCAAAUCUGUUAUUCACGGAGGUGCUGCUUUUAAGGACGGCCGUUUGCGAGUCAAUGACCAGCUGGUUGCAGUGAACGGGGAGUCCCUCCUGGGCAGGUCAAACCACGAGGCCAUGGAAACCCUSAGGCGCUCCAUGUCCAUGGAGGGGAACAUUCGGGGCAGGAUCCAGCUGGUGGUUCUCCGCAGGCUGGAGGUGCACACAGAGGAACGCUCAGACCAGGGAGCCUUUCAGAAAUCAGCCUUUGACAGGAGUCAUAACUUGGCAGCUGCUUCCCGACGCAAKGAUGCCAUUCUUCAGCAGUUUGUGACGUGCAGUUCUCAGGAAGGAACAAAAGAGUUUCCAGUUUCUGAUCGUGGCCAUGGUGAAAAUGAAACCCCUCCCCCUCUCCCYCCACAUCCCAGUGAGGAUAUGCUGAAUGAGGAUUAUAACAGCCCUAUAAUAAAUUCAGCAGUGCAUUUAAGAGAUCAGCACAUCAGCUUCAGAUCUUUGACACCCGCCAAGCAGUCUGAAUCAAUUAAUCUGAAAGCCUCAAAAAGCAUGGAUCUGGUGGCAGAUGAAAGCAAAGUUGGUUUGUUGGCCGGACACAAAUCGGACUCUUCUGGCAAAGAUUUUGGUCCUACUCUGGGAUUAAAGAAGUCCAGUUCUCUUGAGAGUCUUCAGACUGCUGUGGCUGAAGUAAGGAAGAACGAGCUCCCCUUUCACAGACCCAGGCCUCACGUGGUGCGGGGUCGGGGSUGUAAUGAGAGUUUCCGAGCUGCAAUUGAUAAGUCUUACGAUGGACCUGAGGAUGGAGAAGAGGAUGGUGGCUCUGAUAAAAGCUCUCACUGUGGUCAAGAUGCUCAAAAUGUGGAAUCUGCCCCUCCAGGGAACCCUGAAAUAGAAGAUGCAGAAACCAAAGCAAAAAAAGACAAAAAAAAUAGGGAGAAAGAGAAAAAAAAGGGCAAAUCUAAAAUCAAAGAGAAGAAAAGGAAGGAAGAAAAUGAAGAUCCAGAAAAGAAAAAGAAGAAAGGCUUUGGUGUCAUGUUGAGGUUUGGAAAGAAGAAAGAAGAUAAAAGUGGGAAGGCAGAYCAGAAGGGGACUCCAAAGCAAGGCRUGSUUAAGGAGGAGGAGCUGGAGAAAAUGAAAGAUGAACGUGAAAGGAUUGGUGCAAAGCAUCAGGAGUURCAGCAAAAGCAACAGAGAGGCCUGAGUGAUUAUUCUACUGGUCCUGGAGGACCUGACAUUGAUGAUGAUGAGGUGGAUCCAAAUUAUGCCAGAGUGAACCACUUCAGAGAGGCUUAUCCACCAGCAAGCAUCUACAGACCGUCAUCACCACCACUGGGAGAARCCUUUGUUUAUUUGCGGGAUUCUUCUUCAGCACCAAUGGAGAGGGAGCACUUGGAAGGACUGUAUGCAAAAAUAAACAAGCAGCACUAUCCACAGACUUCUGGUGACAGUGGCUGCACAGGUAGUGGGAAUGCUGACCGUAUCCAGAGGUUACGGAAGGAGUACCACCAGGCCAGGAGGGAGGGUCUGCCUUUCUAUGACUAUGACGAUGACGACGACGGAAGGACUCAGCUGCCCGACUACGACCAGCGUUGGGUGCCUGGAAAAGUUCCAGAUGGGAGCUCGUACAGUCUUCACUUCGAGGGGGUGGAAAGGCAGUAUGCAUCCUUACCCAGGCGUGGACCUGUAGAGCCGCUGGAAUAUUUAACRGGGCCACGAGUAACGUACAAAGAGAGAGAUCUUCCCUACUAUCACGGAGGACAGCCUGUUAUCCACCCAUCCAAGGGGAGCUACAUCCGCGCGCCAGACACGAGAGUGGCUGAACUGAGGUACCCUCAGUAUUACCCAACCCAGCCCAUCACAAACCAGCACAAAGGACCCCUCCGGCAGGACGUGCCACCCUCCCCUCCUCAGCCCCACCGAGCACCAGCUUACAGUGAAAUUGUCCGACACCAUGGGACCAGUCCAGACCAGUACCAGUACAGGCAGCAGGAUCCCAGGCAGAAGAACUCCAUGACUGCAGCUGUAUAGCCAUGCCUUGGGCUCGGGGCACAGCCUGGCAGGAGCCCCGUCGGACAUCAUCCUUGUAGAGUUGUUCCCAAGCAUAAGUUGUUCCCAAGCCUGCAAGAAUGGCACACGAGACCUGGAGUCGUUCUUACAGAGCUGGGCUCAGCGUACAUGCUUUCUAACAGGCGAACUAAAGCCGCGUGAGGUACGAUGUGUUUUGAGUAUGUGAGGUACCAGACAAUUGAGUGUUUUUUAAUUCCUUUCAAAAAUAGAAGGUGGCUGCUGGAAAUGAAACACAACACUAAUACACCUCAGGGCUAUUUAGUGAAUGCAGUUACACCUUUACAGUAUAUAGCUGUCUGUGUCAGGGCAGCGGAGUCACCAGAGUUUACUUCAGAGUGCUGCUGUGGAGCCUUUUAAGUGAGAACACRGCGUGCAGUACAGACUUCUUGCACAGCUGGGGUUCUUGUGUAUCCAGUAUGUGAUCAUGACAAGYGACUGCCACAGAGGUAGUGACCACAUUCCAGGCACUUCCAGACCAACAGCUCUGCUUUAGGGAUGCUGCAGUUACAGAUUUACAAUCUGGCCUCCAUUUUCCUUUUUCUUUUUGGUGGCAGCAGCAUUUAUCUUAUAAUCUUCAUGUUUUGCAGAUUGUUUAUCAAAAGUCUCCUCUUACUGUACCUGCUUCAGGUGGAGUAGGGCAAAAAGCCUUAGCCCCUCUGGCUGAGCGGGCUCAAAGAGGAAAAGAGGACAGGCAGCCACAUGAGAACCAUAUUGGGGGUGGGGGGUGGGGAUUGUGCUUGUGAGUGUUUGUUAGUUAAAUAGUGUGCAGUCUUUAAAUGUAAACCCUGGAGACCAGAUCCUCAGCUGCUGUCAGGAAGCAUCACUCUUGGGAUUUCCGUGGAGCCAGCCUGUACGAAGUGCCAGGGAGGUGAGCAUGGUCACGGACUCCAUAAUUGAUGUGAAGUUACCGUGUCAGGUGCUGCCUUGGCUCCAUUAGGGCAGCUCAUUCCUGCCGUCCCAGGCACUGUUGGAGUGAAGUGCCUGCCAGCAGCRUGUCAUGCCCUGGCCAGCCUAGUGCUGCCACAAGGCACCUGUUCAUGUGGGGCCACCCUCGGGCCCCACCGUGCCAAGUGCCAAACUGCUCGAGUUCCUGCAGCAAGGGGUUUUCACAGCAAGGGRUGAGGAAAAAGACAAGGAAAGCAACAGGAAGGGCUUCAAGACGUGGGGCCCAGGAGGCAAAGAUGAGAAUAGCUGUUUGUGGCAAAUUAUUUGCAACAGUGCAUAGGAAGAGAGAGGGUGUGGGUGGGGAARGGAUGUCAGCAAUGCAGUAGAACCAUGGUAAGGGGACAGAGUGGAACAUGCCCAGUUCUUUGCCCCACACAGUCWGAGUUUGCUCUGCAGCCAGAAAUGCAUGUCCCCAGCCACAGGGACCUGUGCRACCUGACCCAAAAGGGCUCUGAGUGCUUACAGAUCUGUCUCAAGGAUUUUGUCAUGGGGAAACCAUGCAGUAUUGCAACCUAGAAAUACCUUACUUCCAAGUGUCCUUAAUUCCUUGACUUCUGCCCUYUGGGAGUGUCACUAAACCAUUAGGCCUCCUCUCCUCAUCAGGAAAAGACUGUGACCUGGCCAAGAAUUAAGCAUAAGGAUUUCUUUAAUAUAUUUUUGACACCUUUGGUAUGCAACACAUUAAAUCACAUAGGUCACUUCCCAGGUAUUAAAUGCCACCAGGAAGGUUUGUCCUGCUAGGAAUGUGUCCUGCCAGCAGGUAAUGGCCCUGAUGAGAUGCAACAUUUAAUGCCAGCCUGCAUUUCUUCUCUGCUGAUGAUGCCAGUGAGAGCCCAGUGUAACCCUGAGRCACAGGGAGCACUUGCAGCUGCCUGAGUGGCCAGCAGGCUCUAAUGUUUGCUUUUCACCAGCUUCCAUCUACCAGCAGGGAUGGGAAGCAGGGCAGAGGAGACAGCUUUCCAUGGUGGGGAAGCACCUCCAUGAUUCAGACAGAGAGCUGGACUCCCUGGGGCAGGGGCAGGCACAGCUCUAAAUCCAGUCAAGAGGAAGCAUUGGUGGGAGGGUGAGAGAAGAGGAAUGCAACUGAUUAUGAAGCAAGGAUGUUUGGUUCUUGUUCCAUUUCUUUCUGCCCUCUUCCCUAGUAAUGUAGGAGGGRAAAASCUCUGGAGGGAGUGUUGGAUGUAAAGCUCUCAGUACCCUCCAUAAAUAAGGCRCAUUCCCCAAGGAAACUGCCUGUCRUGUACGUGCUCUACACAGCCUCAUASUUCUCUCAGAAAGCUUUAGAUGCUAGAGGAUACUCAGCCAGGACUUGGCAGCCACACAGGAUAGCCGCUGGUGUUAUAAAGGCCUGUUGAAAGUGAARCAAAAACAAAUUAAAAUAGUUUCCUUUCUCUCCUUGAAAUAUAACCCCUGAUACAUUUGAUCCAGCUGUAAAGAAACUAAUGUUUGCGACAGUGGCUUUAUCAAGCCAGGCCACAAUUAAGAACAGCUCUGAAUAUAAGCUACUGCCUUUAUAAAUCARUCUCAACUAACCCUUCAAAUGGCAUCACAGCACAGUGAACAGGACUCAUUUACAGUAUUUCAUGAGCCAGGGCCAAAUAAAAUCUGGAUGGAAACAGCUCUUGGGUUAUUUAUAACCUUUGAAGGACCUGCCCAAUGUCUCCCUGUAACAGGAAUCUUUCCUUAAGAGCUCCCCUUAACUGCAUCAGCUCCACUCAAUUGAGGCAGACAGAUUAAACAAACACUUUCUGAGCUGUUAAUCUUACCUUACCCAACAGGUUAUUAAAUGAUUAAAUGAUGCUUCUGCUCAGUAAGCAGAAAUCAGUAGAGAGCUUCUUCCCAUCAAAGAAAAAAAAAAAAGAGAUGUAAGUAUAAUCUAUGGGUGCAUUGUACAGGUAAGGAGCUAAGGAGCUGAGAAGAACAAUGUGAGCUAGCUGGAGUAACAAGACCAGAAAGUAUUACAGAGCAUCUCAUCAAUCUCUGGUGCCAUUGUUCUGGGAGAAAAUAUGGUUUAAUAUUUGGUAAAAUAUUAAAUAUGGUAUUUUCAAAAAUAUCAUGUAUAACUACAGUAUGUAUAGUCAGCUUUUCUGCAGUGUAAAAUGUAUGAUUUUAGCACCAUAUUGUGGAAAAAUAUGUACCGUGCAGAAUUCACGAGGUGCUACAACUGACGGUUGAAAAUACACACUUGCAAAAUCCAAAAGAGCCGUUAAGUAACAAGUUGUUCUUUUCCCAUAUGUCCAUAUGUUUGGGAAAAUUAUGAGUCUGAAAUGCUCUUGACACGUAAUUGCCUCACACUUCCUCAUCCAAAAUAUGCCAGUCCAGCAGUAGAGUURCUGGCAUAGUGGGUGUGAAGGGAGAGUUAGGUUUGCCCCAGGAGCAGCCCUAAGUGCUUAUGUGAACAGGCAUCAAGACCAGGGGAGAGAGGCUGCGCUCACAUGAAGGGAAGCUUUGAUUUCCUGAGCUGGUGGCGUGCAGCCUGCAUUUCUGGCUCUGGCACAGGGCCAGMCAGGCCCAGCAGUUGAAAGAUUAAGAGCCAGAAAAAGAGCCUGUGGAUUUUCUGAGUGACCACCCACUAGUGAACCAUGAUCUUGGCCUGCGAGCUGACAUUACCACUGUGAUAUAUUACGAUGCAGAAGUCUCUAGGCAUCCUUCGAAUGCAUAAAGAAAUAUAAAUUGCCCUUUGUGGGGAAAAAAAAAGAGGGAAAUUAAGCACAGAAAAGAAAAAAACAAGGCUCUUGCCUUGAAAAAGUGCAUACAGCCCUGAAUUCCAAUUCACUCCAGCUUCCUGAUCUAGAAAUAGCUUCAUAUGCUGCCUAAUUUUUUUACAGAUGAAUUGUGCUACCUCUUCCUCCCAGCCUCACAGAUUUGUUUAUCCGAGUUAGUGCUGUGAGUGAAUCCUACUGACUGCUCUGCCAGGGCCACAUCCUGAUGCUCUGCUCUGAGCAGGGGCUGCUCUGCACUUUCAAAAGGCCCCACACCUGUGCUACCCAUCACAGUUGUUCUGCAGGGUCCUUAAGCCUUAUAUGCAAAAUCAGAAGUGCUAUUCACUAUCUCUGCAUAGAAGAGAAGGCUUUGUAAAACACUAUUCUGUUACUGUGAGGGAGAGAGAGGUACUUGUGAUCCUGACAAUACCUGUGUGUUUAAGUGAAACUGAUUUUAAAAUAAUGUGUGAUUGUUUUGGGGAAGAAAUGCAACACUUAAUUUGAGAGGUUUUUUCUAGUACCGCAUCAAAGAUUUUGAUCUUUUGUUACAUAUGGCUAUAUAAAUUUUACCUGGUUUAUUUUGCAUUAAAAUAAAGGCUUUAAGACUAUAUAUGAUUGUGUAUUUGUACAUAGAGUCUUUCCCUUGUUUGUGUCUACAAAGUCAUCCUCAGCCACGGAUGUGAUUUGAUAUUAGAAGAUGAUGUAUGAUCAAGCUGGAUCAGAAU
Molecule: messenger RNA, 7912 nt
Organism: Malurus melanocephalus (red-backed fairy wren)
Lineage: Eukaryota; Metazoa; Chordata; Aves; Passeriformes; Maluridae
Gene: PARD3B
Product: par-3 family cell polarity regulator beta
Exons: 23
Coding region: 1-3501 (1166 amino acids)
Biological process (GO): establishment or maintenance of epithelial cell apical/basal polarity; intracellular protein localization; establishment of cell polarity
Cellular component (GO): apical plasma membrane; adherens junction; apical junction complex
Molecular function (GO): phosphatidylinositol binding; protein binding
Source: RefSeq, a predicted model, not a curated record